This is a messenger RNA of Dichomitus squalens LYAD-421 SS1, 456 nucleotides long. RefSeq lists its product as uncharacterized. The record is from RefSeq and is a predicted model, not a curated record. The transcript has 3 exons. Bases 1 to 456 code for a protein of 151 amino acids. Lineage: Eukaryota; Fungi; Basidiomycota; Agaricomycetes; Polyporales; Polyporaceae.
AUGCUCUCCACCUUCUACUCGUGGUCAAUUGAGCACAUCAAGAGGGUGUUCGAGGCCAAGUCCGAGCGUGACUGCCUCCAAGCGCUGGACGAGACCUUCUCCCAGCGACUGGAGUUCACGUUCAACGGCUCCCCGCUCCCUCGCGUCGGGCUCCAGAAGAUUGUGCUCGCGAUGCUCCAGUCCUCUGGGUUCUGCCUGAACGUAGACUGGCUGAACGCAGUCGAGGUCCCACGGGACGGCUCCAACCGAAACGGGAUGCUGGGAGGAUACUACGUGAUCAGGAACGUCAGGAAGCCCCUUCCUGGGUCGUCCACGCUCGCACUAUUCGAGCGCCAUAAGUCUGUGAACGUCGAGAUCGAAUCCGAGUCGUCCGACCCGUCCUUCGACAGCCGACGCAUCGUAAAAUUGGCCAUCGUUGCCACGGACGUACCUGUGCCGUCCAGCCACUAUCCCUAG